AUGGCACGCGACAGGUAUGCGCAGCAGAGCCUCGGCGGCACGCUGCACGGCAUGGUCAAGAAGGCUCGCGUGCUCAUGGUAGGAGCUGGCGGCAUUGGCUGCGAGCUGCUCAAGAAUCUUGUUCUUACUGGCUUCGGUGAGAUCCACAUUGUCGACCUGGACACCAUCGAUCUCAGCAACCUCAAUCGACAAUUCCUGUUCCGCAACGAACACAUAAAGAAGUCGAAGGCAUUGGUCGCGAAGGAGUCGGCGCAUCAGUUCAAUCCCAACGUCAAGAUCGAAGCCUACCACGACAACAUCAAGGACCCGCAAUUCAAUGUUGCAUGGUUCCAGACCUUCAACAUCGUAUUCAACGCGCUCGACAACCUCGAUGCACGUCGCCAUGUCAACAAGAUGUGCUUGGCUGCCAACGUACCGCUGAUCGAGAGUGGCACCACAGGCUUCAACGGGCAGGUGCAGGUCAUCAAGAAGGGAGACACCGAAUGCUACGACUGCGUACCGAAGGCCACACCGAAAGUCUUUGCCACAUGCACGAUUCGAAGCACACCCUCACAACUCAUCCAUUGCAUUGUGUGGGGCAAGUCGUACCUGUUUGCCGAGCUGUUUGGCAUCUCGGAGGAUGAUGCACCGGACCUAGAUCAGAGUUUGGAGAAAGAUGCAAACAACGCUGAGGAAAUUGCUGAACUGCGCAAGGAAGCGACCAAGUUGAAGCGCAUACGGGACCAAAUGGGCUCACAAGGCUUCCCGCGCGCUGUCUUCGAGAUGGUCUUCAAAGAGGAUAUCGAGCGCUUACUGAGCAUGGAAGACAUGUGGAAGGGCAAGAAUGCACCAGUCGCACUGGAUUUUGACAGAUUGUCGCAGGAGACUACGGCCCCGGCAGCAACGAUCAUGCAGGACGACCAAAGGGUAUGGAACACAGCAGAAAACUUCGCUAUCUUCGUGAACAGUCUGCAUCGGCUCAGCAACCGUCUGGAGACAGAACGUGCACAGGCAGAGGUUGGAAACGCGGCUCCCAUCCUGAGCUUCGACAAGGAUGAUGUAGACACCUUGGACUUCGUCGUUGCAAGCGCCAACCUACGCGCUGCCAUCUUCGGUAUUGAGCCCCGGUCAAAAUUCGAUAUCAAGCAAAUGGCCGGAAACAUCAUUCCUGCGAUCGCAACGACCAACGCCAUGACUGCUGGCCUCUGUGUUCUCCAAGCCUACAAGAUCUUGCGCUACACCGACCCAGAACAACUCAAGCGACAAGCCAAGAUGGUCUUCCUUACUAGGACUACUGAACGUGUUCUCGCCGCUGAGUCCCUUCGCAAUCCGAACCCCGAGUGCCCGACCUGCAGUGUCGCUCACAUUGCCCUGACCGUCGACACAGAACGUGCAAAGCUUAGCGACCUAGUAGACGAUGUAUUGAAAGAGCAGUUGGGCUAUGGCGAGGAUUUCAGUAUCACCAAGAAUGGCGACCUGCUUUACGACCCUGACGAGGACGCUCAUCUGGACAAGACGUUUGCCGAACUUGGCCUAGCAACGGACAGCUCAGUUGUUGUCAUUGAUGACGCAGACGAAGAUAAGAAAGUCAACGUGCAGUUCUCCAUUGUUGCGAAGGAUCUGCCGGCAACAGACAAACCCAUCAACCUGUUGUCAGACCCGAAGAUUGCAACAAGACCUAAUGCUGCAGUACCUGUUGCUUCACCUGCAGCGAACAGGCAUGCAAAGACGAAUGGCACCACCAAUGGUACAACAAGCGGAAGCCUCAAGCGAACAGCCGAAGAUGCCAGUCUUGAGGAUAGUCUAGUCAGGAAGAGGGGCAAGGCCAUGGAAGGUAAACAGAUCAUGGACGCUGAUGACAUAUUGGUGAUCGAGGACGAGAAGGACGAUGGUGUCAUCGAACUCGAUUGA
Messenger RNA from Ascochyta rabiei, 1890 nucleotides. RefSeq names its product E1 ubiquitin-activating enzyme. Lineage: Eukaryota; Fungi; Ascomycota; Dothideomycetes; Pleosporales; Didymellaceae. Gene Ontology annotation, molecular function: SUMO activating enzyme activity. Bases 1 to 1890 code for a protein of 629 amino acids. Gene Ontology annotation, cellular component: cytoplasm; SUMO activating enzyme complex. The transcript has 4 exons. Gene Ontology annotation, biological process: protein sumoylation. The record is from RefSeq and is a predicted model, not a curated record.